This is a messenger RNA of Phasianus colchicus (ring-necked pheasant), 3323 nucleotides long. NCBI's taxonomy places the organism in Eukaryota, Metazoa, Chordata, Aves, Galliformes, Phasianidae. The record is from RefSeq and is a predicted model, not a curated record.
AAGGCAAAGCCCUCCAGGACUGCUCACUUCUGCAGCUCCACAAGAUGCCACACCAUCCCUUCGCUUCUUGCAUCCUGCCUGUCCUGGGGUUUGGCAGCAGUUGGAGGAGGCGGGACACAGCAUACAAAUUCGGGAAGAAACAUGCCAGGCUGGCUUCUUGCCUGCCGCCCUGGAGGCAGAGUGGGAAGGUGAAGGCAGCAGCUCAGAGCAGCUGCUGGCCCAGGGGAUCAGUGGGUGCUCCGGCAUUGGCCACAGCAGAGGUAGGCACUGCAUGGGGUGCAGGGGUUUCUGCUUGACUGGUCUCUCGUGGAUAGGGGUGUUGUUGGGCAGCAUCUUGGUGAAAUCAAACCUGAGGGCAUACCCAGGCAUUGCAACAGAGAUCCCUGCAGUUUGAAUGUUCUCUAGGGAGAAGGGAGGGCUCCCAGGGGCCUUUCAUCAGCUCAUGAUGGUGAUGCUCAGAGAGGGGGAUUGAGGUGCUUGACCCUAUACAGAGUCAAAGAGGGAGGGAUGACCAUUCAGAAGGACUGGCAAAAACCAUUGAACCCCCACCCUCCCUGGAGAUGUGCACUGGUGGUGGUGCCCAAUACCCUGGGACAGAAGCAGGAGAUGGCUCUGUGGGGCAGACUGGGUCAGAGUACAUAUGGGCAGAUGACGUAUCCAUCAGUGAUGUGCUCCUGGAGGCUCUCAGUGCUGAUUUCAACCCCUGAAGCAACAGGAUGACUCUGUGGGAUGGCUCCUUCCCCUUCUACCCUGGCACCAAUGCUUGCUUCCCCUUCGACACCACCUGGGCCAUCAUUGCCUCCGUCUUCCUCUCUGCACUGGUCACUUCCAUCAUCAUCCUGCCAGGCAUCCGUGGCAAAGGGCGGCUCUUCUGGCUCCUGCGGGUGGUGACAAGCCUCUUCAUUGGAGCAGUGGUCCUCACCAUACAGUUCACCAGGGACUGGGAGAGCGGCUGGGUGACAGCCAACACCUCCUACAAAUCCUUCAGCUGCGCCGUGGUGAAUGCAGAUAUUGGGCUGCACAUCGGCCUGGCAGGGGUGAACAUCACACUGGUGGGAAACCCAGUGCAUCAGGUCAAUGAGACCAUCGACUACAACGAGCACUUUGCCUGGAGCUUCGAUGCAGACUACGACCACAGCUAUAGUGAAGGCCUGGAGAAGGGGCUGCCCAGCCCCAUCCUCUACGUGGCGGAGAAGUUCACCACACAAAGCCCCUGCAACGUGCACAGGCAGUACCGCAUCUCCAGCCGCUAUGCAUCCAUCACACUGUGGAUGGCCUUAUGCACCUGGCUCAUUUCUAUCCUGCUCUUCUCCAUGCCCAUCCUCCUUUACGGCGGCUACAUGCUCCUGCUCACUGCUGUGCUGAUGUUUUUUUCACUGCUCUUCUUUGUCACGGUGAGGAACAUCCCAAAGUGUCCCAUCCUGUUUGGGCCAGCCUCCCUGAAAACAGAUUACGGCAGAUCUUUUUGGCUGACAUUAACAACAGGGCUGCUCUGCCUGCUGCUGGGACUGAGUGUGAUUGUUCUCAACUCUGUGCACCCUCAGAAACUGAAGCUUGUUUUCAACCUGGACGAGGGAAAGAGAGAAGAAGUAGAUGGGUGGGACAAGUCCCACCUGCCAGCUGAGUCCAGCUCCUCUGAGCAGGACAUACUGAUGGUGUCCCUGGGUGAGCUCUGUGAGGUUACAGCCACCAAGCUGUGAGGCAAAAACAACAUAGUCUUGGAGAUCUCCUUGACAUGGAAGCUAAACCAAAAGAAACUAGAGAGAAAUCAAAUAUAUAUAAUAAACAUACAAGUAUAAACCAAAGGAGAAGCAACCCCUACACAUAUCCCAAUAGCACACUCACCCCAAAAGGUCUGCCAGAAGCCCACUCUGCCCAACAAUGCUCUUCACAUUAACAGGUGGAGAAGAAAGAGCAGAGCUGUGGGCACUAAAGUACCCUGUAUUCAGCACCUGCUCUUGGUCUGGAGUGAAGGAUGGGUUGGCAAGGAAUCCCACCAAUUAGCAGGAUGUUGGUUGCACCAAACCUUGGAGAUUUCUUCAGUGUUGGAAGUACCAAACCUUGGAGGCAUCCUAAAUGUUGGAGGCACCAAGUCUUGCAGAAUUCUUGCAUGUCAGAGAUACCAAACCCUAGAGACCUUCCAGAUAUCAAAAAUACUAAAUCUUGGAGGCUCCCGGGAUGUCAAGGAUACAUAUCAGAUGUCAAAGGCAAAAACAUCAGUUGAAGAUCAUGAAAUGUGAUUUACCAAGACUCUUGUGGCCUUCUGAAAGGAAGAUAAAAUGUUUUGGUGGGUGGGAAGGAAAGGACAAAGAGGGGGUGGAAGUGCAUACCCCAGUUCCCCCGUCCCUGUCUGUAAACAGUUUGCAGGAGGAGAGUACCUAGAAGUACCUGGUUUCAUGCUGCUUAGUUGCCCACUUGUUAUGGAGCGUGCAAAUAUGUAAUCCUACAGACUCACAGUGGAUGUGGCCAACUACUCCUGGCUGCUGGUGGCUAGCAGGUACCUUGGUCAUGCAGAGUGUGUAUUUCAGGUUUGCAUUCCUUUAACUCUGUGCAGGCUUUUCAACAACAUUUUUCUGUUUUGUACUCACUUACUGUCCCUUCUGUCUCAAUAAAGUAAGCUGGACCUGAUCUUUCUCUUGUAUGUCAUUAAAAGAAUCCCUGAGUGCUGAUAGGCUAGGGAUAUGCUGAUCCUUUGACAUGAUGAUCAUAGGAAAGGGAAGAAGUGACAGCGUUGUUGUGGCCCCACAUCUGACAGUGGCUGAUUAGCUCAAGGCAAUAGGGGCAACUGGUAAGUAGAAUAUCAGGGAAAUAAUCAACCAGGAUAUGGGAAGGUUGGAGUGACCCUGGACGUGAGGAGGUCUUGAUGAGAGCAAUCCCCAGACCAGCAUAGGGAAGACCAUUGUGCAGGGCCCUCAGGGAAGGUGUGCUCAGGCAUGGUAACUUGUCCCAUCCCUCUCCAGAUGGAAAGCGCUUCAACAAGGACCUUAAGGCAUUUAGAAACACGUCAGAAUGGAACUCCUUGAGUUUUCAAAACUUCAGCUAGGACAUUCCCUAUGGCAUCUACUAGGAGGUGCUUCAGCCUAAAGAUCCAAGGUGAAACAGAAGCCUUUUAUCCAUUGAAUGGAAAUUCAGCCCUCGUAAACCUCUGCCUUUCCCAGUGUGUCCCCAUUUGCAGCCCAUCCCGGCAGCAGUCAGCGGGCAGCUCUGGUGCCUGCUAAGUGGUGUGGUGGCUGCAUGUCCCAGGGCACUGUGUGCCUUCAGGCAUGAGGACCACGAUCCUCGCAGAGCCCCAGGGACAUUUUGUGGUGUUUGCUCUGUUUGCU